Puccinia triticina is the source of this 1980-nucleotide messenger RNA. RefSeq lists its product as uncharacterized. Gene Ontology annotation, cellular component: kinetochore. The record is from RefSeq and is a predicted model, not a curated record. The transcript has 8 exons. The coding region runs from base 1 to 1980 and encodes 659 amino acids. Lineage: Eukaryota; Fungi; Basidiomycota; Pucciniomycetes; Pucciniales; Pucciniaceae. Gene Ontology annotation, molecular function: centromeric DNA binding. Gene Ontology annotation, biological process: attachment of mitotic spindle microtubules to kinetochore; spindle attachment to meiosis I kinetochore; kinetochore assembly.
AUGCCACCCCGAGCUCGACCCGUAAACUCAGACGCUUUUCACGGCUCGUUCGAUCCCGGGGUCACUGGACGUCGAACCGGAGUAGCACCCCCCCUCAAAGUGAGAAGAACGUCGAACGGAAUCGAAAAUUUCUCAGAUUAUUUUAACUCUCCCAGGAAAGAUCCGAGCGUGUCGCCCAUCCAAUCCUCGAAAAAGCGCCCACAUGACGAGCAGAUACCCCAACGAGUCAGGAACGAUCGUCCUGAUAUGUUUCACGAAAUCGGCGAACGCGGAAGGAAAACGGGAAUUAGUCCACCCAAGAAUUCGGUGCGGGACGAAAAUGGAUUCGAAGACUUCGAAAACUAUCUAAUCAAAGCUACUGAACAAACCAACAAAGGAAUCGCAAGAGAGAGGAGGAAGAGCAUGCGAAGGAAAUCUAUUAACCAACCUCUCCACGCCCGGAAACUGUCUGUUGCCACGUUUGUAGACGAUGGAGAUGAUGACGAGGAAUUCUUGGAGGAAAGCAUGAGUCUUGAUACACCUGACGCCAGCGCCUUGUAUCAUCAAGAAUCACACUCCAUGCAAUCAGACUCCGGACCCUCAAAUCAAAUCCAUCCUGAUCAACGUAAAACUCGGUCGGGACUCUCAGACGCGAUAGACCAAUCAAUACGAACUCCUGACGGCUCUGACUUGAUUGACUUCGAUGUGGUUCCUGAGGGUCCAAUUCACUCAACCUCGCGUCACAAGUCGCAGGAUGAACAGCCGAUGACAGUACAAGAGGAUGAAGACCAAGAAGAUGAAGAAGAUGACGUGCAAAACUCGGGAGGGAUGCCGGCUAACGAAUACGAUGAUGACUCCGUUGCUAGCGAUGGAUUCGAUCCACCACCCCCUCCACCAGAGGAAUCAGUAGAAGAUCCCGACAUGGGCAAUCCUGCCGGAUUAGAGGAUAUCGUCGAGGCUGAGGAGGAAGAUGAUCAGGAUAUCUCGGCUGGGCCGAGUGGGCAUGCGGAUUCGUCUAAUGCCAAGCCGGCCGAGCCCCCGAAACCGCGGAAAAGGAACCCUAAUCCUCCUCCCCCAGCAGGAGUCCGCCGAGGAGAGCGACAUCGUUUUGCACGUCUAGCACACUGGAGAGGCGAACGAGUGGUCUACGGCCGAAGUGUGACGCCGGAUGGGACCCAAAAAGUCAUAGGCAUGGUCGACGUGGUCCGGGUGCCGACGGAGCCACCAGAGUCUUUCGCCGCAAGACGCUCCCGACGUGGAGCGGCCACGAAGAUCAAAUCAGAGAGCGUGGCGCCCCGAGACAUCUGUGAUCAUCUUCCGCCUGAGGAAAGCUGGGAUUCCGAAACCCUGCCUAAUGCCAUCGUCUACAGCGCCUCGAAGCAAAAAGACGUCGAACGCGUCGUCGCAUGUACGAAGAAAAUGGUCGCUAUCAACGUAGAUGACCAAGCUGGAAUGCCCAACGCGUUCCAGUUUCAAAGAGUCUUCAAGCAAUCAGAUUUUUCCGCCGGCGGAUUGAUGCUUAUCCCCCCGGGUGGUGGUAAACCACUCAAACCAUCCAAGGACAACUGUUAUUUUUUUACGGUUUUGGAAGGCGCGGUGUCGGUACAUAUACACCGAACUACAUUUGUUAUGGCUCCUCAGGGCGUAUUUUGCGUUCCUCCAGGAAACGUCUACUCGAUACGAAACAUCAGUGAGAGGACGGCUAAAUUAACAUUUUCUCAAUCUAGAAGAGUGACCGAUGCAGACUCAGAGGUUGAUUCGGACGAAAUAGACCCAGAACAUUCAAUUCUGCAAUCCGGACUGAACAAUCCAUCGACAUCCACCACCAUCCCUUCCAAAGCCCGCCAUCAUUCUCAGCCCGACCAGUCUCCCACGGAUCCCGCCGCCGACAAUCCGAAGACAAAGAAGAAGAAAGCUCCGCAGAAGGACACCAGUGCUACGAGCACUAAUCCUCCCGCUAGGAAAAAGAAAAAGACCUUGACUUUUCGUUGUUUCUUCUGA